Messenger RNA from Pestalotiopsis fici W106-1, 957 nucleotides. RefSeq lists its product as uncharacterized. The transcript has a single exon. NCBI's taxonomy places the organism in Eukaryota, Fungi, Ascomycota, Sordariomycetes, Amphisphaeriales, Sporocadaceae. Bases 1 to 957 code for a protein of 318 amino acids. The record is from RefSeq and is a predicted model, not a curated record.
AUGAAUGACCCCAUGUCAAUGUGGCUUUGGGCUGGUCCGGAGCCAGUCAGCUCAGUCAAGGUCAUUGGUCCUGCUGCGAAACGAAUUCGAGAGAAACUGAUCCAGCGCGAAACUAGCCAGAACGCGAUAUCGGUUGAGGAAGCAGAAAGACAGUACAAUGAAGCCAUACAGAAACAGCGAGCCGUUGCGGCGAAGCGUUGCGCUGAGCGCAACUUCUUCAACCUGCAUUUCGGAUCCUGUUUGCGCUGUGCGCACAGUGGCAUGUCUUGCGACUACUCGCCCACGCCGGAACGAACACAGAGGUACGGACACCGAUACAGAGCCGGGCAGUGCCGGCGCUGCGAGCGGGCCGGCGCCAAGUUCUGUAUCAUGCAGGGCUCAUAUUCACAUGACAAUCUGGUCCAGGAGCAGGUCAUUAUCCUGAUCAAUGGGUCCGAUCCUACGAAAUUGGGGCUCACGGAGGAGGAUCUAGAGGAGAUAGAUGCGGCGGUAGAUGAGUACACGGGCAAGAACACGUUCCAACUACAACCUGGCAUUUGGAUGGCCGAGCCAGACAUCAAAAGGCUGCCUAUACCGUCAUUCCGGACAGCCCAGCACGACGGAGUAAUCAAAAGCUGGAAGGAUGUUCUCCCUGACCCGCGGAACCUGAGCAACGAGAGCUGCGAGGCACAUGUGGCACAGGUUUUAAUGUUGGAAAUCUAUGAGAGCAUUCAGGGAGAAAAGAAAAAGGCAGCUGCUCUGCGACGGGGUAUGUCAUCACAAGAAGAAAACAUUAUCGGGCGAACCCAAGUCAAAGAAGGCAUGUCAGAGCAAAAGGAUCAAGAGUUACCAGAGAUGUUCAAGGGCGUGCAUAGUACAGACCUCAUCAAGCUUCACGUACCGAGAUUGUGUUACAAGCAGAGGCAGCUUCACGUCUCUGAGCAUCCCAAGUUUAAACACUCAUGGCUCAAGAGCUAG